AUGGCAUUCUCCUCUUCAUCCAGCGAAAACAAUUACGGCGACCGCUCAUAUCGCGACGCCCGAGUUCCGGGCUUUGGUGGCAGCCCGGAGGCAGGGACUGCAAGCACAAGCGCUCCUCGAGCACCCAAACCUGAGUUUGAUAUAUUGCGCUGGUACCCUAAGCAUCAGAGCUGCCAGAGGUACUUUCUCGACCACGCUCAGCAUCUCCCCGAAGUACAGGCAUUCGCGAGCUUCAUCAACAUCCUGUUACCCUUUCAACGCGAACCAAAUCCAAUCCAGAGCUAUUCAGGAGGAAGGCGAGGAUCAGGCUUGAGCAAUGACUGGGCGCCUGGGCCGUCCUCGACCAAAUCGUCCGCAAGUGUGGCCACCGUAUCAUUGAUACCCUAUAUCCGAAGGCUUGUCGUUUGCGGCAUGGACAUCCCUCCCAUCCUGCAAGGAUUCUUCGGUAACGACUGGGCCGCUGGCAUUGGCCCCCAGCGAGAGCAGGAGAGACGAAACUAUCUGUUCGCUGCCAAGUCUGGCGGCUGGGCGGCCGUCAAGCGCGAUUACGAUAUGCUGCCGCUGGAGACGGUACCGUUCAUGCAGCCGCUCAAAGAACCGACCGAUGGCGAGCUGAAUGCCGCCGAGGAAAAAUGGAGCGAGUGGCUUGCGCUGGAAGACUGGAUGGUGGGAUCGAGAGCUCCUCCGUGA
Molecule: messenger RNA, 690 nt
Organism: Cyphellophora europaea CBS 101466
Lineage: Eukaryota; Fungi; Ascomycota; Eurotiomycetes; Chaetothyriales; Cyphellophoraceae
Exons: 1
Coding region: 1-690 (229 amino acids)
Source: RefSeq, a predicted model, not a curated record